UUAGCUGACACGAUCCAGACACUCCAGCAGGAGUAGCCUGGCCUGGAAUAGUUUUUGUGUCUGAAGAUGGCCGAAACCAAGAAGUAGGCCGAAACGUAACGAAGAAGAAUUUUGUUUCAUUUCUCACCGAAAAACAUCAACUAAAGCCAAAAAACAAAAAUUCUCGGUGACCAAAACUAUCAAACAUCAAUCCCGUUGAUCAAGUAAUUAAAGAAGCAGAAAUGCUGUUAACAACGAAAGUUGGCCUCAAAUAUGGAAACGACACCGGUGCCAACGCCAGGGCAUUAUUGAAAUGUGCGAUACAAGUGGCCAAAGCAAAGAACAAACUAAAAUACCUGCUGAACUGCAGAAAGUGCAAAAUCAUCCCAACUUGCCUAAACUAUAAGCUACGAGUCCGGCUCUACAGUGAUGUUUCCGUACAGGAACUCGAACGACUCGAGCAUAAACAGAAGGUCCGUUUGAUCAGCACUGUGAUUAGCGACACAAAGAGGCAAAUCGCUCACCUGAAAUCGUCAAAACGCCGUAUUUGCGAGAAGCUGAAAGUGGAUAUGGACGAAGAAGAUUGGGAAGACCUUCGAAAAAUGGUGGAAAACAAAGCCACCAAAGAGUUCCAGCAAGCUAAAACCCGCGAAAUUAACAAAAUGGACAAACUAAAGAUGAAGAAGAUUAACGAGAUGCAGAGAGAACCAACCUGGAUAGAGAACACAACCAACGUCCUCCUCCCAGACUUUUUGGAACGAACACUGCUCUUAGGACCUAACUUCAACAUCCAAAACGAGAGCAACAUCCCAUAUGUUCGCUUUGUCGCUGACGUCGAAACAGCGAUCAAGAAGAAGACGGAGUUCACUGGUGACGACAUCGAAACUGUGGCUAAGAAGAGAGCUGAAGCUGACGACAUGCGGGCUGAAGUCUCAGCCAUGGUAAACAGCUACGUAAACUACCAACACCAACCACACACUAAGAAAAACGAUUGGAUACAGAAAGACAUCAUACGCAGUCAACGCUUCCUGAAGGAGAACGAUCAGCUGAUCGUGACGAGAGCGGACAAGGGGAACAAGGUAGUGGUCAUCACGGCAGAAGAGUACAAGAAGAAGAUGAAGGAGCUCGUCGGCGACUGCGCUACCUACGCACAGCUGCCGAAGGAUCCCACUUACACUAUCUUGAAGAAACAAAAUGUGUUAGUGAAACAAUGGUACGCGGAUAAACACAUUAGCAGUUCCAAGCGGGACCAUCUGCUGCUGUUUCACUGCAACGCCCCCAGGAUUUACGGUCUACCCAAGAUCCACAAAGCAAAUCGCCCGCUCCGCCCUGUGGUUUCCACUUGCGGUACCGCCACCUACAAAUUAGCUCAAUACCUGGCAGGUAUUUUGAGCCACCUGGUGGGGAAAACCCGGUACCACGUAAAAAACAGUUUCACCUUUGCUGAGGACAUCAGCAAAGUUGUGGUACCUGAGGGUUGUGUAAUGUAUUCUCUCGACGUGGUAUCAUUAUACACGAACGUACCUGUCGACGAGAUAUACACGUGCAUCGAAGAACGAUACAGCGAACUCGCACGCUACACAACCAUCCCAUGGGAGAGCUUCAAACAAGCGCUGGAGAUCGUACUGAAGAAUGCCUUUUUCCAGUACGACGGUAAGAUCUACAAGCAGAUCUUCGGCCUCCCGAUGGGUUCUCCUCUUUCGUCGGUGGUGUCGGACAUCGUCAUGGAGAAGCUGGAACAACUAAACAUCAACAAACUAAGGCAACGUGACAUCACACUACAGGUCUACAAGCGGUACGUUGACGACUGUUUCGUCAUCGGGAAGGAGGAUGAGAUUGAAGCUGUGGUAAGUACGUUCAACUCGACAUUCAACAGCCUACAGUUCACGGUAGAGAGAGAGACCGACGCCUCUCUCAGAUUCCUCGAUCUAACGCUAACGAGGGCAGGAGAGAAGAUAAACAAAAAAUGGUUCCCCAAGCAUGAAGUAGGGCGAUAUUUGGAUUAUCUCUCCGAAAGCCCUAAAAACCACAAACUUAACACUGCCAUCGCUCUUUUCGACCGAGCGCUUAUGCUGACCGAUGCGGAGAGGCGGCCGGAAAGCAUAAAGAUCGUCCGGAACAUACUACGCAGGAACAACUACCCGGCGUGCUUCGUGUGGCAAGUACAGAGAGAGAGAGUACAUCUUCUGUACAACUCUCUCGAGCGCGAGGAGAAGAGGGACAAGGGGGUUGCCACUUACGCAUCGGUGGCUUAUAUCCCACACUUGAGCGAAAAAGUGGGGAAAGCGCUACGCAAACACGAUAUAAUUGCUGCUUACAGACCUAACGACAAAAUAAAAAACACAGUUUUUAGCAGACUGAAGGACAAGGUACCAAUAAUGCAGCAAACUAAUGUCGUGUACAGCGUCCCUUGCGGUGUGUGUAAGGACAGGGCUUACGUUGGGCAAACAUCGCAGAAGCUGGAAAAGCGGCUUAAGCAGCAUAAAGAUGCUGUCCUAAACAACACAGCAAACUCUGGCCUCUCGCAACACACACUGGGAAUAGGACACGUUUUCGAUUUCUCCAGAACUAAAAUUCUGGAGAAGGUCGAGAAGGAGAACGCGAGAUGUACGACCGAGAUGAUGCACAUCAAAAUGAUGGGGACGGAGGCUGUGAACCUCCAACGGGAGUCGGCUUCUCUCUCGUCGUCGUACAAUCGGCUGCUGCUAAAACUAAAAGAGAGUCAGCCGAAAAAAUCACGGCACGACUCUCAGUUAGCUGACACGAUCCAGACACUCCAGCAGGAGUAGCCUGGCCUGGAAUAGUUUUUGUGGUAACUUAAGUGUUUUUCAUAUUUGUGACCUUUUGAUUAAGAUUUUAUUUUUUGUAUUUUUUUGUGUUUAAAUAUAGUCUGAAGAUGGCCGAAACCAAGAAGUAGGCCGAAACGUAACGAAGAAGAAUUUUGUUUCAUUUCUCACCGAAAAACAUCAACUAAAGCCAAAAAACAAAAAUUCUCGGUGAC
Culex pipiens pallens (northern house mosquito) is the source of this 2980-nucleotide messenger RNA. RefSeq lists its product as uncharacterized. The coding region runs from base 222 to 2768 and encodes 848 amino acids. The transcript is spliced from 2 exons. Lineage: Eukaryota; Metazoa; Arthropoda; Insecta; Diptera; Culicidae. The record is from RefSeq and is a predicted model, not a curated record.